AGUGGACACGUAUGGCGUCAGACUCCUUGCGGUCUCAUUCUCUCUUUCUGUUUGAAGGGGAACUUUAGUUCACGUGUGUACUCAUACCAAGAAACUAUGCAACAUAAGUCUAUGGUUAUGUUAUUUUCUCCACCCCCUCUUUUGUUACACAGUCCUGGCGUUGCAAAAACAGACACUAACUGCGCGGUCGCAGUCGUUAGCUAGUAAGAUAGCUAACUACUGACCCUCCUCCCCCUGCGGCCUGACUGGAAAUGAGUGAAGAUGUCGGUUUCGGGGCUGAAGGCCGAAUUAAAGUUCUUGGAGUCAAUUUUUGAUCCAAAUCAUGAACGUUUCAGAAUUAUUGAUUGGAAACCAGACGAGCUCAGCUGCCAGUUUAAUGUGACUGGGGAAAAGUUAUUGAUCAUCCAUUGCAACAUCACGGAGUCUUACCCUUCAACUCCACCUAUAUGGUUUGUGGAAUCAGAUGAUCCAAGUCUGACAGAGGUGUUGGAGAGGCUGGAAGAUGUCCGGAGAGGUAGUACUCUGCUCCUCCAGCAGUUAAAAAGGCUGAUCUGUGAUCUUUGUCGACUCUAUAACCUGCCCCAGCAUCCUGAUGUGGAGAUGCUAGACCAGCCUCUUCCUGCUGGACCCAUCAGUCAUGAGAGAAAGCAUGCAACAACAGAUGAAGUAACAUCUGAAGAAGAGGAAGAGGAAGAAAUGGCAGAGCAGGAUAUUGAAGAUCUAGACCACUAUGAUAUGAAAGAGGAAGAACCUGUAGAUGGUAAAAAGUCAGAUGAUGAUGGUAUAGAUAAGGAGAACCUUGCCAUUCUAGAGAAAAUUCGGAAGAACCAGAGGCAAGACCACUUGAAUGGAGCGGUAUCCGGUUCUGUUCAGGCCUCAGACCGUCUCAUGAAGGAACUCAGGGAGAUCUAUAGGUCACAGAGUUACAAGACAGGAAUCUAUUCAGUGGAGCUUGUCAACGACAGUCUUUAUGAAUGGCAUGUCAAGUUGAGGACGGUAGAUCCAGAUAGUCCAUUGCACAGUGACUUGCAGGUCUUGAAGGAAAAAGAAGGAGUGGACUACAUUCUGCUCAACUUUUCUUAUAAAGAUAACUUUCCUUUUGAUCCUCCCUUUGUACGGGUAGUGUCUCCUGUACUCUCCGGAGGCUAUGUUCUGGGAGGAGGAGCUUUGUGUAUGGAACUUCUAACUAAACAGGGCUGGAGCAGUGCCUACUCUAUAGAGUCUGUCAUCAUGCAAAUCAAUGCCACCCUGGUGAAAGGGAAGGCUAGGAUACAGUUUGGAGCAAAUAAGAACCAGUAUAAUCUUGUGAGAGCACAACAGUCAUACAAGUCUUUGGUCCAGAUUCAUGAAAAAAACGGCUGGUACACACCCCCUAAAGAAGAUGGCUAAGAGCCCCCUUCUUGCACACUGGGAAUAUGAGAUUUCUGAUGAACCAUUUGCUGUUUUAUUUUCAUAAUGUUAUUUCCUUCAAAUUCUUCGCUUCAUGUGGAGUGUGAGGUCCCACUCGGAAAUGCUUCUCUCUAUCUAACCUCUCUUCCCCAUUACUUGUUGUUUAUCCUCCUCUCAUCUCUUGUUUUCUCUGGUUUAAUACGGGAAAAGAGGGAUGUGUGAGACCCAGAACCUUGGUACUAAUGCGUGUCUUUUGCUGAGUGAUUUUUAGAUGCCACCAGACACGUCUGUUUUUACUGACUGGAGCGACAGGUAUGGCUCCUUAACAGAGAUAGAUGAAGUUUUUUUAUUUUAUUUUAUCCCUUGUCUGCUUUUAUUGGAUGUUUUUACCAUCAAGGCUUCAGACUUUUGGCGAGGGGUGGGGGAGUGUUUGAUCUUCGGACAAGAAUCGAUGCAAUAAGAAACAACGUGAAGACAAGCCAUUUCUCUCUUAUCUGUUAGCACCGAUAUCUUCCGUAUUUUUUGCAUUCAGUUUUACCAUGUAUUGGUACAUUUAAUGCUGAUAUUGUUAAAGAAUCAUUACUUGCCAGUGUUUUGUUCAAUCUCUAUAGGAAGCCCCUAUGUUAAUGAUAAAGGGAUAAGGGAGAGUAGGAUUUGUAUCUAGUUCAAAUAUUAACUUUGGACGAAUACCACUCAAUUGUCAGUUUCUUGCUUUAUCCUGUGGCUAAUCUAACCAGAAAUGGGCAAACACAGUUCUGACUGGAAUGGGGGGGAAGAGUAUGUGUCAUCAUUGUUAUGUAGCUACACAGAAGUCUGCUUGUAUACUUGUAAAUGGAUUUGUGGUCCAAGACUCUAUUGUGCCGUUUAUGUGAAGUAAGUUCUUUUUCGGCCUUUGGAUGUGCCACGUUACACAACAAGUCAGAGUUCUGAUGGGGCCUAAGACCUUGAGGGUCAUUUGUAUGUUUUUUGGGCUGUUGAAGGUUAAGUAGGAAGAGCACAUACAAGUACAACUUUAUUGUCAGGGUUUGUGAUCUAUUUUUUCUUGAGUCUGAAGAUGUCAUUCAUUUUCUGUUUUUAAAGUUCACUUGCAGACAAAGAUUUACCAAUUUACCUUAAGUUGUCAGCUAAACAUUGGAGGCACUUGGUGGCAUAGGGUAAAAUCCAUUGAUGAGGAGGAAUAAUUCUUUGCAUAAUUGAGAGGUAUAUUAACAAUUAUUUUUGCAUCUCCAUCAUUAAAAACAACUUUGAGAACUUUCAGGUCUAUGAGACAUUGUUACAGUGGAUUAAGCUUGCAAAAACUCAUUGAAUCAGUGUUGAUUUGCACACUUCUCAGCAGUCACUCCAAACCAGGCAUGUUAAUUUGGGGGUAUCUUUGAAUUUUCAGUGGCAACUCGGGGAAAGAAAACAGUGUCAGCUACUUUAAUGAUCUCUUGGUCAGUGCUGUGGUGUUUUUUGUUGUUGUUGUUGUUGUUGUUGUUGUUGUUUUUGUAUGUUUUUGUAUGUUUUUCUUCUUUACUGAAUAAUUCAGUAUCACAAUAUGUUUUAAUAUGUUCAAGAACUAUGUUUAUUUAAAGAGGAGUGCAAAGAUGUCAAGAAUCAGGCCUUCAUUAUGAUUGAUUGUGUCUCAUUCCAAUAAAGGCCAUCCUGUGAUAACAUGGUCAUAUUUGUAUAGGUCAUAGUCUUAAAGAUGACCUAGGAUGUAAGAAAUCUUUCUUGAUCAUUUUGAUCUUUUGGCACAAGAUAUUGUAUGCCUCCUUGUCAUGAUUGUCAUGUCCAGAUUUGAGAUUACAGGAAAGCCAUAUGUAACACUGUCUUGCAGAUCAUAGAUGCAAUUUUUCAUGUGUUUUGGAUUGCUUUCAAGCAUAUGUUGGUUAUUGAUCUUGUCAUUCCUUUUCAGUGUGUCUGACACAUUCUCUUAAGAGCAGCAUAGCUGAGUACUGUUAUCUGCUCAAUGAUGCUGCUCUCUUGUUUUCACUGUAUAAUUUUGUUUGUUUGUUUAUUUAAUUUGGGAAUUUACAGUCUACACCUUGUGAAGUAAACAAUACUGAUUUUGUUGUAAUCAAACUGGGCUGCUGUUGCAAACAGUGUGCUACUAUGUAUGACUGAACAACAAAGACUUUUUUUUUUUUUUUUUUUUUUCCUUCAAAAACCUCAGAUUGACCAAUCACGGUGUUCUCUCUCGGUGGACUAGUUAACUUACUCUUGGCAUGCUUAAGUUUAUUUUGUUUGUUUGUUUUUUCAUUGCAAGGUAAUUUUGACCAUGUACAGUAAGAUUUGUAAACUUGUAUCAAGUUUACAAAUAAAGGAUUUUAUGAGGGUUA
Molecule: messenger RNA, 3710 nt
Organism: Electrophorus electricus (electric eel)
Lineage: Eukaryota; Metazoa; Chordata; Actinopteri; Gymnotiformes; Gymnotidae
Gene: ube2q2
Product: ubiquitin-conjugating enzyme E2Q family member 2
Source: RefSeq, a predicted model, not a curated record